This is a messenger RNA of Carya illinoinensis, 5658 nucleotides long. The record is from the annotation of a RefSeq genome assembly. NCBI's taxonomy places the organism in Eukaryota, Viridiplantae, Streptophyta, Magnoliopsida, Fagales, Juglandaceae.
AUGAUUUUUCGAUAUUUUAUACUAGGUAAUCUAGUAUCCUUAUGCAUGAAGAUAAUCAAUUCCGUCGUUGUGGUCGGACUCUAUUAUGGAUUUCUGACCACAUUUUCCACGGGGCCCUCUUAUCUCUUCUUUCUCCGAGCUCGGAUUAUAGAAGAAGGAAUCGAGAAGAAAGUAUCAGCAACAACUGGUUUUAUUACGGGACAGCUCAUGAUGUUCAUAUCGAUCUAUUAUGCGCCUCUGCAUCUAGCAUUGGGUAGACCUCAUACAAUAACUGUACUAGCUCUACCGUAUCUUUUGUUUCAUUUCUUCUGGAACAAUCACAAACACUUUUUUGAUUAUGGAUCUACUACCAGAAACUCAAUGCGUAAUCUUAGCAUUCAAUGCGUAUUCCUGAAUAAUCUAAUUUUUCAAUUAUUCAACCAUUUCAUUUUACCAAGUUCAAUGUUAGUCAGAUUAGUCAACAUUUAUAUGUUUCGAUGCAACAACAAGAUAUUAUUUGUAACAAGUAGUUUUGUUGGUUGGUUAAUUGGUCACAUUUUAUUCAUGAAAUGGGUUGGAUUGGUAUUAGUCUGGAUACAGCAAAAUGAUUCUAUUAGAUUUAAUGUACUUAUUAGAUCUAAUAUGGCUCGAAUCUUUAGUAUUCUCUUAUUUAUUACCUGUGUCUACUAUUUAGGCAGAGUACCGUCACCCAUUAUUACUAAGAAACUGAAAGAAACCUCAGAAACGGAAGAAAGGGGGGAAAGCGAGGAAGAAACAGAUGUAGAAAUAGAAACAACUUCCGAAACAAAGGGGACUAAACAGGAACAAGAAGAAUCCACUGAAGAAGAUCCUUCUCCUUCUCUUUUUUCGGAAGAAAAGGAGGAUCCGGACAAAAUGGAUGAAACAAAAGAGAUCCGAAUGAAUGGAAAGGGAAAAACAAAGGAUGAAUUCCACUUUAAAGAGACACGCUAUAAAAAUAGACCAAUUUAUGAAACUUCUUAUCUAGAUGGGAAUCAAGAAAAUUCGAAGUUAGAAAUAUUUCAAGAUAAAAAGGAUAAAGAGAUAUUCUGGUUUGAAAAACCUCUUGUUAAUAUUCUUUUCGACUAUAAACAAUGGAAGCGACCAUUCCGAUAUAUAAAAAAUGAUCGAUUUGAAAAUGCUGUAAAAAAUGAAAUGUCACAAUAUUUUUUUCAUACGUGUCAAAGUGAUGGAAAAGAAAGGAUAUCCUUUACGUAUCCGCCAAGUUUAUCAACUUUUUUUGAAAUGAUACAAAGAAAGAUGUCUUUUUUUACAAUAGAAAAGAUUUCCUAUAAUGAACUGUAUAAUCACUGGAAUUAUACCAAUGAACAAAAAAGGAAGAACAUAAGCAACCAAUUUUUAAAUAGAGUCGAAAUUCUAGAUAAUAGAUUCCUUCCUCUGGAUAUAAUCGAAAAAAGAAUUAGAUUGUGUAAUUGUAAUAAUGAGACUAAACAAGAAUAUUUACCUAAAAUAUGUGAUUCUUUAUUUAACGGACCCUUUCGCGGACAAAUCAAAAAACUAUUUUUCCUCCCAAUCAUAAAAACUUCUCUAGCUAUAAAACAUUACAUAGAGACAAUUUGGAUAAAUAAGAUUUAUGGCAUCCUUCUUACUACCAAUUACACAGAAUUUUACCAUAAAUUCAAUUUAUUUGAUCGAAAAUCAUUAUCAACAGAAAUGAGUUAUUUCUUAAACAUAAUUAGCAAGUUUGGAGGAAAAUCAACAUCAAAUUUUAAUUUGAAAGGACUUUAUUUAUUUCCGGAAAACAAAGAAGUAAGAAUUAAUCCAGAAGAUCCAAUUCAAAUUUUAAAAUUUUUAAUCAAUGCAGUUAUAACUGAUACUAAGGAUAAAACAAUUAGCAAAGAAUAUAUUGGAAUAAAAGAAAUAAAUAAAAAAGUUCCUCGAUGGUCAUAUAAAUUAAUCGACGAAUUGGAACAACAGGAAGUAGCAACUGAAGAAAGUGGGGCAGAGGAUUAUCAAAUUCGUUCACGAAAAGCCAAACGUGUCGUAAUUUUUACUAAUAGUCCGGAGAAUACCGAUACUAAUGAAAAAGAGACUGAUAAUUCUGAUCAAGCUGAAGAGGUGGAUUUGAUACGUUAUUCACAACAACCGGAUUUUCGUCGAGAUAUAAUAAAAGGCUCUAUACGAGCUCAAAGGCGUAAAAUAAUUAUUUUGGAACUGUUUCAAGCAAAUGUGUAUUCCGCCCUUUUUUUGGAUAGAGUAGACAAACCUCCCCUCUUUUCUUUUGAUAUCCCCGAUCUAAUGAAAAUAAUUUUUAUAAAUUUGAUUUGGAAAAAGAAUAAAUUCAAAAUUUCGGAUCAUACAAAGGAAAAGACAAAAGAAAGUGCGAAAGAAGAGAAGGCCAAAAGAGAAAUAGACAAAAAAGCGGAGAAAACUCGUAUAGAGAUAGGGGAACUUUGGGAUAGCAUUAUAUUUGCUCAAGUAAUAAGAGGUUUUGCAUUAGUAAUCCAAUCAAUUCUUAGAAAAUAUAUUAUAUUACCUUCAUUAAUAAUAUCUAAAAAUCUUGUUCGUAUACUCUUAUUUCAAUUUCCCGAAUGGUCCGAAGAUUUAAAGGAUUGGACUAAAGAAAUCCAUAUUAAAUGUACCUAUAAUGGCGUUCAAUUAUCAGAAAAAGAAUUUCCGAAAAACUGGUUAACAGACGGUAUUCAGAUAAAGAUUCUAUUUCCUUUUCGUCUGAAACCUUGGCGCAGAUCUAAGUUACGAUUCCCUAAUAAAGAUCCAAUUCAAAAGAAAGGGAAAAAACAAAAAAAUGAUUUUUGUUUUUUAACAGUUUGGGGAAUGGAAACUGAAUUACCUUUUGGUUCUCCCCGACAACAAAUCUCAUUUUUUGAACCCAUUUUAAAAAAAUUAAAAAAAAUAAAAUUAAAAUUGCAAAAAAAAUGUUUUCUAGUUCUAAGAGUUUUAAAAGAAAGAACAAAAUCUUUUCUAAAUGUAUUAAAAGAAACAAAAAAAUGGGUCAUCAAAAGCAUUCUCUUUCUAAAAAAAAGAAUCAAAGAACUCUCAAAAAUAAACCAAAUUCUAUCAUUUGGAUUGAAAAAAAUAGAAAGAUAUAAAUUGAGUGAACCUAAAAAAGAAAAAAAUUCGAUAAUCCAUAAUCAAAUUAUUCCCGAAUCGUCUAUUCAAAUUCGAUUUUUGGAUUGUGCAACUUACUCAUUGACAGAAAAAAAGAUUCAAAAUUUAACUAAUAGAACAAACACAAUCAUAACUGAAAUAGAAAAAAUGAAAAAAGAUAAGCAAAUAGGGUUUCUAACUCGAGAGAUAAAUAUUAGCCCGACCAAAAUAAGUUAUGAAGAUAAAAGAUUAGAAUCACCAAAAAACAUUUGGCGGAUAUUAAAAAGAAAAAAUCUUCGAUUACGGCGUAAAUUACAUUUUUUUUUUAAAUUUUUGAUUGAAAAACUAUACAUAUAUAUCUUUCUAUGUAUCAUUAUUAUAUUUAGAAUCAUUGUGGAGCUUCUUCCUAAAUUAAAAAAAAAAAAUUUGAAUAAAUACAUUUACAAUAAUGAAGCAAAUCAAGAAAGAAUUGAUAAAACAAAUCAAAGUAUAAUUAACUUUAUUUUGACUAUAAAAAAGUCACUUUGUAUUAUUAAUAAAGAUUCACAUAUUUUUUGGGACUUAUCUUACUUGUCACAAGCAUAUGUAUUCUACAAAUUCUCACAAAUCCAAGUCAGUAACUUAUAUAAGUUAAGAUCUGUCUUUAACUAUUACGGAACAUCUUUCUUUCUUAAGAAUGAAAUAAAAGAGUAUUUUGUUGGAACGCAAGGAAUAUUUGAUUCCGAAUUAAGACAACAUAAAAACCUUCGAAAUUCUUUAAUUAAUGAAUGGAAAAACUGGCUAAAGGUUCAUUAUCAAUAUGAUUUAUCUCAGAUUAGAUGGUCUAGAUUAAUAUCACAAAAAUGGCGAAAUAGAGUCAAUCAAUAUCAAUGUCGUAUGACUAAAAAUAAAGAUUUAAACAAAUUUGAUUCAUAUGAAAAAAACCGAUUCAUUCAAUAUGAAAAACAAAAUUAUUUUGAAAUAGAUUCAUUACUAAAAAAGAACAAAAAAUUAAAAAAACAAUAUCAAUAUGAUCUUUUAUCGUAUAAAUCUAUUAAUUAUGAAGAUGAAAAAAACUCAUAUAUUUAUGGAUUGCCAUUACAAGUAAAUAAGAACAAAAAGAUUUCUUAUACUUACACACCUAAACGUAAACUAUUUGAUAUGAUAGAAGGUAUCCUUAUCAAUAAUUAUCGAGUAGAAAAUAAUAGUAUAGAUAUAAAAAAAAGUCCGGAUCGAAAAUCUUUUUAUUGGAAAAUUAUCCAUUUUUGUCUUACAAAGAAGAUUGAUAUUAAGGCUUGCGUUAAUAUUGAUACCAUCACUAAGAGGAAUCAAAAUACUAAGAUUAGUGUUAAUAAUUAUCAAAUAAUCGAUAAAUUUGAUAAAAAAAAAAAAGGUCUUUUUUAUCUCACGAUUCAUCAAGAAAUUCACCCAUUCAAUCAAAAACAAAAAAAGUCUCUCGCUGAUUGGAUGAGAAUGAAUGACGAAAUACUAAGUCGCCCCAUAUCGAAUCUUGCAUUUUUGUUAUUCCCAGAAUUUGGGAUAUUUUAUAAUACAUAUAAGAUUAAACCCUGGGCCAUACCAAUCAAAUUACUUCUUUUCAAUUUUAAUGUAAACCAAAAUGUUAAUAAACAUAAAAGCAUCACUGAAAAGAAAAAAAUAUCUCUUUUUUUAUUUUCGAAAAAAAAAACUCUUAAGUUAGAAAAUAGAAAUCAAGGAGAAAAAGAAUUAGUCGAAAAACCAUAUAUUAAAUCCGCUCUCUCAAACCAAAAAAAAGAUGGUGAACAAAGUUCUCCGGGAUCAGACAUGAAAAAACGUAGAAACAAAAAGCAAUACAAGACUAACAUAGAAGCAGAGCUUGAGUUUUUCUUAAAAAAGUAUUUGCGUUUUCAAUUGAGCUGGAAUGAUUCUUUAAAUCAAAGAAUAAUCAAUAACAUAAAAGUAUAUUGCCUCCUCCUUAGACUGAACAGUCCAAACGAAAUUGCUAUAUCCGCUAUUCAAAGAAAAGAAAUGAAUCCGCAUAUUCUGAUGAUCCAGAAGGAUUUAACUCUUACAGAAUUUCUAAAAAGCGGAAUAUUUAUUAUCGAACCAGUUCGUCUGUUUGUAAAAAAUGAUGGACAAUUUUAUAUAUAUCAAACCAUAGGUAUUUCAUUGGUUCAUAAGAAUAAGCACCAAAUUAAUCAAAGAUAUCUAGAAAAAAGUUAUGGCUAUGCUGACAAGAAUAAGAAGAAUUUUUAUGAAUCCAUUGGAAUACAUCAAAAAAUGACUGGAAAUACAGACAAAAAUCAUUAUGAUUUGCUUGUUCUUGAAAAUAUUUUAUCCCCGAAGCGUCGUAGAGAAUUGAGAAUUCAAAUCUUUUUGAAUUAUAGGGAUAUAAACAGUAUCUAUAGAAAUACAGUAUUUUUCAAUGGAAAUAGGAUAAAAAAUUGCGUGUUGAAUAAAAAAAAAAAUCUUGAUAACGAUAAAAAGAAACUAAUUAAAUUAAAGUUUUUUCUUUGGUCCAAUUAUCGAUUAGAAGAUUUAGCUUGUAUGAAUCGCUAUUGGUUUGAUACCAAUAAUGGUAGUCGUUUUAGUAUGACCAGGAUUCAUAUGUAUCCGCGAUUGCAAAUUUAUUAA